AUGGAGCGUGAACACAGGAGCACCCUGUGGGAAGAACGUUUCCCCAGGAGGAUGGGCCAAGAGGAGCUCCGUCCGUGCCUCAUCCCGCCCCCACCCCUCGACUCCCAGCCCAUGUCCACAACGCACGACGAUGUCGUGGAGGCCGGCGGGAGUGAGAAGACCGAGGAGGAGGCCCGGGCUGGGGAAAAUGAGGACGAGGCGGCCCCAGUACCUGAGGUGGAGGAGGAGGAGGAGGCGGGCCGGCCCCGUGGAAAUGGCCAGCAGGAGUCCCCAGCCAUCGCCCGGGCUGAGCCGGAAGACGAGCCUGGCCCCAAGGUGGACGGGGCGGACGAUGAAAGCUCAUGGAGCUUGGAGAGUGUGUGUGAGACCGACCUCGCUGAGAGCAACCUUGCUGAAAGUGAUAGAGACUCGGUGGCGGAGAGCACCGACUGCCGCCAGGAUGAGGAGGCUGCAGCAACGCACGACGAUGUCGUGGAGGCCGGUGGGAGUGAGAAGACCGAGGAGGAGGCCCGGGCUGGGGAAGAUGAGGACGAGGCGGCCCCAGUACCUGAGGUGGAGGAGGAGGAGGAGGCGGGCCGGCCCCGUGGAAAUGGCCAGCAGGAGUCCCCAGCCAUCGCCCGGGCUGAGCCGGAAGACGAGCCUGGCCCCAAGGUGGACGGGGCGGACGAUGAAAGCUCAUGGAGCUUGGAGAGUGUGUGUGAGACCGACCUCGCUGAGAGCAACCUUGCCGAAAGUGAUAGAGACUCGGUGGCGGAGAGCACCGACUGCCGCCAGGAUGAGGAGGCUGCAGCAACGCACGACGAUGUCGUGGAGGCCGGUGGGAGUGAGAAGACCGAGGAGGAGGCCCGGGCUGGGGAAGAUGAGGACGAGGCGGCCCCAGUACCUGAGGUGGAGGAGGAGGAGGAGGCGGGCCGGCCCCGUGGAAAUGGCCAGCAGGAGUCCCCAGCCAUCGCCCGGGCUGAGCCGGAAGACGAGCCUGGCCCCAAGGUGGACGGGGCGGACGAUGAAAGCUCAUGGAGCUUGGAGAGUGUGUGUGAGACCGACUUCGCUGAGAGCAACCUUGCCGAAAGUGAUAGAGACUCGGUGGCGGAGAGCACCAACUGCCGCCAGGAUAGGGGCAGGGCUCCAGAAAUCAAUGGAGAAGACGGCAUCUAUGCCUCAGUGCUCAUGCAUGCAGGGCGGCUCACCUGGCCCAUCCCUGCAUCCUUGUGGAUGUUUAGUGCUCCUGGCAUCACAGAGAAGACAUGGCAGGAUCCCGACCUGAGUGGGAACUGCCAGGGUCUGGGUCUUCCCUCUGCCUCUGAUGACGUGGAUGGCCGGGCCUUGCAUGCCCAGACCCUGGCUGCUGGAACAUCCCUAACUCACCCUUUCUCUCCUCGUGUCUCUAACAUGUUUCUUUAUAUCCCGUGCCUCGAGCCGCCUUGGGAAGAGCGAGAGGAUGUGAUGCCUGGAGCCGUCAGAGCUGUGCCUGACCAGCGACCAGGCCCGGCAGCCCGCCCUCAGCUCCCGGAGGCGUGGGCGGGGCUUUGGGAGCCCAGCGCUUCGCUGCGCGGGCGACAGCGCGCGCUGCGGGAGGUCGCGGCGUCGACGUCGGCUUCGGCAUUGGCGGCCUUUGCUUGGACCACAAUGGAGGCGGCGGCGGCGGCGGCGGCCCUUGCUUGGGCCACAGCGGAGGCGGCGGCCCCCCCCUUGCGUGGGCCACAACGGAGGCGGUUAGUUCCUCCGGUUCUGCGGCAGCCGCCUGAGGCGCAGGAACCCAGGACGCAGUCGGUUCCAGGCGUAGCUUAUGUGCUACGAUCAUGGUGGAGGGUCAUGGCUGCGACUCAGCAGAGGCCUUUCGACUCGGUGGUGUUCAACGUGUCUGGCUUCCCCGGCUGCCAGCGCCACUCUCUCCCCCGCCCUCCAGCCCCCUUCUCAGGGCUGAGGGUUCUAGUCACGUGA
Phacochoerus africanus (Common warthog) is the source of this 1941-nucleotide messenger RNA. Its product is annotated as histone-lysine N-methyltransferase SETD1B-like. Bases 1 to 1941 code for a protein of 646 amino acids. Lineage: Eukaryota; Metazoa; Chordata; Mammalia; Artiodactyla; Suidae. The record is from RefSeq and is a predicted model, not a curated record. The transcript is spliced from 18 exons.